UUCAGAUUGGACUUCAGGCCAGAAGAAGGUCGCUACGACUUGCACAUAUCCAACGUUAGCUAUGAGCGGGACGAUGGCAAGUUCGAAUGCCGCCUCAAAGUCAGCGGUAGCGGGAAAGACAUCCAUUCCCAAGCCUACAGGGUCACCGUCCUCACACCACCUGGAGCACCCCGGGUAGGACCCUCGUCGAGUCCCACCGCAACGGAAGGGAAACCUCUGGAUCUCACCUGUACCUCAAGAGGUGGAAGUCCGGACCCCAUGGUCAACUGGUACAGGCAAGGGCAGCCAGAGCCCAUCGAAGGUGCCAAGACAACGGUGGUCGAGAACGGGGUGAUGACGACACUCUCGCUGAAGCCGGACAAGAUGGACGACGGAGCAGUCUUCAAGUGCAUGGUCUGGAACCGAGCGAUGCCUUCAGGGGCCAAGCUCGAAUCCACGGUCACCCUUAACGUCAAUUAUUACCCAAGAGUUGAUGUCGGGCCUGAUAAUCCUAUUCGUAUUGAGAGAGAUGGCACCGCAGUACUUCAGUGCAAUGUGGAUUCAAAACCAAGAGUAAAUAACGUCAGAUGGAUCAGGGAUGGGAGAUUUAUUUCUACUUCUUUCAAACACACAAUCCAAAAAGUAACCAUACAAGAUUCAGGAAAAUACAGAUGCUCAGCCGAUAAUGGUCUUGGCCAAUCAAAGGAGGCCGAAGUCUACCUCGAUGUUCAGUACCCUCCCCAAGUUACUGUAGAAAGUGGUCCUGGUGUCGCCAAGCAAAAGGAAGCAGAGGAAGGUGAAAGUGUCACAAUAAAAUGUAAUGUAUCUGCUAAUCCUCCCCCGAUUACGGUUGAAUGGUUACGUGAGGGAAGACCAGAUUUCAGACAAAAUGGUGAAGUACUUAAACUGAACAGAGUUUCAGCAGAUGCUGCAGGGGCAUACAUCUGUAGAGCUACUAAUGUGCUCAAUCCCACUUCUCCUUCAAGACAAAGAAUCAACAAAGUCGGUAAUGACUCGGUGACACUCCUUGUACGCCACAGACCUGGCAAAGCUCAGAUUACUCCUGACAGGCCGAUCGCAUCUGAAGGAAACGGUGUCACUCUUACAUGUUCUGCAACCCCUCCAGGAUGGCCCACACCACAAUAUAGAUGGUGGCGAGAGCUCGAGGAUGCUACUCCUUCUACACAAAUUACUGUACUCGCUACUGGUCCUAAAUAUAAUAUUCCAUCUGCACACCUAGGCAGUGAAGGGAAAUACCAUUGUGAAGCAAAUAAUGAAAUGGGCCAUGGUGAAAAAGCUACUGUUGUCCUUACUGUAUACCAACCUCCUCGGUUUCUUGUGAAGCUACAGCCUCAUGUUACUAAAAGGAUCGGUGAUAAGGACUUCAGUAUUACUUGUGGUGCGCAAGGAAAACCCAAACCUUCAAUUAGAUGGUUAAAGGAUGGAAAAGAAAUUAUUCCUAAAGGCGGAAAUGAUCUUACCGGCAAGCUGUUUGAUAUUUCAACUGAUGAAUCAGCAGGGCGUAAUCAAGUUUACACAGUUCAGAGUACGUUAAGAUUUGAAGGUCGUGGACGUCCUGAAGGUGAUCAGUUAAUUCCAGCUGACAGAGGAGUUUAUGCUUGUAUUUUUGAAAAUGAAGUUAAAAGAGCCGAAACUACUAUGCAUCUUAGAAUAGAACAUGAGCCAAUCACGUUACACAGGUACAAUAAAGUAGCUUAUGACCUCAGAGAAACCGCUGAAGUAAUCUGUAAAGUUCAAGCUUAUCCAAGACCAGAAUUUCAAUGGAGUUAUUCGACAAACACGGCACCCCUUCUCGCUGGAGCAGAUGGUCACUAUGAGAUAAACACUACCGUCAACGAAAGUGGAGGAGACAUUUAUACAAGUGUACUUCAGAUUUCUCAUCUGCGAACUGCUGAUUAUGGUGAAUAUAAUUGCCGAGUUGCUAAUACGCUCGGAAGUGUCAAGACUCAGAUCAGGCUUCAACCGAAAGGCCCCCCAGAAAAACCAGAGGAUCUUACAGCGAUAGAUAUUGGCCAUUCAUAUAUUACACUUCAGUGGACACCUGGUUUUAACGGAGGACUUACGAGUACGAAAUAUUUUAUUUCUUAUAAAAGGGUCCUUACAAUGCACAACGAUGAUUGCUAUACUCCUAGAAAACCCGGAAGUGGUGUUGAAAGCUGGCAUGAAUUUGACUGUCAGACAAAAAAUCCGUGUAAUGUCACUAGUCUUGAACAACAUCAAAGUUAUCUAUUUAAGGUAAAAGCAUACAAUACAAAAGGGCAGAGUAACUUUUCUGAUGAAACAGCUGCAAUGACUAAGGUUGAUAGAAUACCGGCACCGCAAAGAGUCACUUUUGAUCCUGAAUCACAUGAGCUUACAAUUAAUAUUGCAGCCACAUGUCUUCAAUUGGUCGCCAUGGUUGAAGUAUCUACAAGUGUCUACGAACACGAAUGGAGACUUGUUGAAACUAUGUCAAUAUCACCUUCUGGUGCUUCAUCGAGAAAAGAAGCGACAAUACUCUCUCUGAUGCCAAGAAGAGCUGCCAAGACAUCGGGAAGGUCUCUUGAAAUGCCAAGCGAAGAAAACAUUCUUGAUGACCAUAAUUCGGACUCUGUAAGAGUUAGAGUCAGAUAUUGCCUUCAAUCUAACAAAGAUACUUGUGGAGACUAUACUGAAGCAGAGAUUGGUCCAGCAUUCAUAAAAGAAGCUUCAACGAUCGCGAUGCCGACAUUAGUGGCUAUUGUGGUGUCUUGUGUUAUCUUCAUACUCUUCAGUGCUCUAGCUGUCGUAUUUUGUUGCUGUAGAAAGACUCAAGUCAAGAAAGCAACUGGAAAAGACUAUGAAAUGGAAUCUUCAACUGUACACCCAAGUAUUGUUCAGCAAGCACCACCUCCUUACUAUCCUGCAUCAGGAAUGGAAAACAAAGCUCUUGAACAUUCGAUGGAUCUGGCCCUAGACGACAACAAACAAACGGCCAUCUAUGCCUCUCAGAACAGUUACGGUUACCACGUUAGCCAGCCAACGCACACCAACGGUGGAGAAUGGGUCAACAUGGGCUAUAUGGAGAACAGCUACUCUAACUCCAACAAUGGUGGCUCGGUCAACUCCCAGGACUCUCUUUGGCAGAUGAAGAUGGCAGCACAGGCAAACAAUGCAGCCAACCUCGCAGCUUCUCAGGAACAUCAUCACCACCACAUAAGCGACAGAAACCAUUAUGGUGUGUACGACCCAUUGACCCAUGGCGGUUACGGAGGAGUUGACGACUACGCUCCUUACCCACACCUCCUGCCCCCGGCUACACCGGACUACUCACGUAGCAACAACCCCUCACGCCAGGAGUAUCCUCAAGACAGGCAGCACCACAUUGAAAGCCCUUAUCAUGACGUAAACGGAUUGCCCAACCCCUACCUCGAUCAUCACAUGAUGAUGGACCCAGAGGACAACCUUAAACAACAGCCUCCCCCACAACACAUGCAAAUGUCUUUUGAUGAAACGCUCGAAUCUGGGUAUUCCACCCCUAAUUCACGUGCUGGUCGAUUGAUAAGAGAGAUAAUUGUCUGA
Molecule: messenger RNA, 3540 nt
Organism: Nezara viridula (southern green stink bug)
Lineage: Eukaryota; Metazoa; Arthropoda; Insecta; Hemiptera; Pentatomidae
Source: the annotation of a GenBank genome assembly